UAGGGGAUCCAUAGGGCACCUAUAGAACCAGAAAGGGGUGCUUACCUAAGGCACCCAUAGGCUCUAUAGGGGGAUCAACCCCCCCUUAACAACCCCUCUUUAUCCCAACAGGUCCCCCCAUGGGGGGGGGGGGGCUGUGGCACCACCACCACCUCCAUUGACACCCCCAAAGCACCACUGAGGACCCCCCCCUUCAAACUCCCCUAUAGCUCCAUAGGGGGGCACCCCCCCCCCGUAUUGAGGUCUAUAGGAGCCAACCAUGGCCACGGACUUGAGCCCCACCAAAGCCCCCCCAAAGCGCUUCUUCCGCAAGAGCGUGGAGCUGCUGGAGGAGGAGCGGGGCCCCCCCAGCGAUGGAGGGGACCAAGAGCUCCGGGGGGGGGUCCCGGGGGGGGCUUCGGGCAGGGAGGAGGUGGAGGAGGAAGCGGAGAUGAAGGCGGUGGCGACGUCGCCGGGGGGCCGCUUCCUCAAGUUCGACAUCGAGCUGGGCCGCGGCGCCUUCAAGACCGUCUUCAAGGGCUUCGACACCGACACCUGGGUGGAGGUGGCCUGGUGCGAGCUGCAGGACCGCAAGCUGACCAAGAUGGAGCAGCAGAGGUUCAAGGAAGAGGCUGAGAUGCUCAAGGGGCUGCAGCACCCCAACAUCGUCCGCUUCUACGACUCCUGGGAGUCCACGGUCAAGGGCAAGAAGUGCAUCGUCCUGGUCACCGAGCUGAUGACCUCGGGCACCCUCAAGACGUACCUCAAGAGGUUCAAGGUGAUGAAGCCCAAGGUGCUUCGGAGCUGGUGCCGGCAGAUCCUGAAGGGGCUCCACUUCCUGCACACCCGGACACCCCCCAUCAUCCACCGGGACCUCAAGUGUGACAACAUCUUCAUCACGGGCCCCACGGGCUCCGUCAAGAUCGGGGACCUGGGGUUGGCCACGCUCAUGAGGACCUCCUUUGCCAAGAGCGUCAUUGGGACCCCCGAGUUCAUGGCGCCGGAGAUGUAUGAGGAGCGCUACGACGAGUCGGUGGACGUCUACGCCUUCGGGAUGUGCAUGUUGGAGAUGGGCACCUCCGAGUAUCCCUACUCCGAGUGCCAGAACGCGGCGCAGAUCUACCGCAAAGUCACCAGCGGCAUCAAGCCAGCCAGCUUCUCCAAGGUGACCGACCCGGAGGUGCGGGACAUCAUCGAGGGCUGCAUCCGGCAGAACAAGGCCGAGAGGUUGUCCAUCCGGGACCUGCUGAACCACGCGUUCUUCGCCGAGGACACGGGGCUGCGCGUGGAGCUGGCCGAGGACGCGGUGGGGCCCGAGCCCUGCCUCGCGCUGCGCCUCUGGGUCGAGGACCCCAAGAAGCUCAAGGGCAAGCACAAGGACAACGAAGCCAUCGAGUUCAGCUUCAACCUGGAGGCCGACGUCCCCGAGGAGGUGGCCUACGAGAUGGUGAAAUCCGGCUUCUUCCAUGAGAGCGACUCCAAAGCCGUGGCCAAAUCCAUCCGGGACCGCCUGGCCGUGGUCCGGAGGAGCCGGGAGAGGAAGCAAGCCGAAGGUCGGGCCCCCGCCGAGAGCGAGGACACCGAGGUGGAUCAGCACGUGCGGCAGCAGCUGCUCCAGCAGCACGCAGCCGAGGGGCUCUUGGACACUGGACCCAUGGCAGAUGCCGCCAGCAGCCGUGGUCUCCUUGGGUGCUACCAACCAGGCCCCCCCCAAGAUGGGGCGUCCCCCCCUUGUGCCCCCCACGUCCCAUUGCAGGUGGAGGGGACAUCGAUGGACGUCACCGGCGGUGCCACCGUGGUGGGGCUGGAGCUCCCCGGUGGGGACGGGGAGCUGGGGGUGACGCGGAGCUGGGCAAUGGCACCCAUGGGGCUGGCACGGCCACAGCCAGCACCGGGGGCACCGGGGCCUGGGAUGCCACCAUCAGGUACCGGGAUGCCACCAGCUCCAGGGAUGCCACCACUGGGUACCGGGAUGCCACCAUCAGGUACUGGGAUGCCACCAGCUCCAGGGAUGCCACCACCAGGUACCAGGAUGCCACCAUCAGGUACCGGGAUGCCACCAUCAGGUACCGGGAUGCCACCACUGGGUACCGGGAUGCCACCAUCAGGUACUGAGAUGCCACCAUCGGGUACCGGGAUGCCACCAUCGGGUACUGGGAUGCCACCAGCUCCAGGGAUGCCACCACUGGGUACCGGGAUGCCACCAUCAGGUACUGAGAUGCCACCAUCGGGUACCGGGAUGCCACCAUCGGGUACUGGGAUGCCACAAGGUACUGGGAUGCCACCAGCUCCAGGGAUACCACCACCGGGUACCGGGAUGCCACCAUCGGGUACCGGGAUGCCACCAGCUCCAGGGAUGCCACCACUGGGUACCGGGAUGCCACCAUCGGGUACCGGGAUGCCACCAUUGGGUACCGGGAUGCCACCAUUGGGUACUGGGAUGCCACCAGCUCCAGGGAUGCCACCACCAGGUACCGGGAUGCCACCAGCUCCAGGGAUGCCACCAUCAGGUACCGGGAUGCCACCACCAGGUACCGGGAUGCCACCAUCAGGUACCGGGAUGCCACCAUCAGGUACCGGGAUGCCACCAGCUCCAGGGAUGCCACCACCAGGUACCGGGAUGCCACCAUCAGGUACCGGGAUGCCACCAUCAGGUACCAGGAUGCCACCAUCAGGUACCGGGAUGCCACCAGCCCCAGGGUUGCCACCAGCUCUGGGGAUGCCAGCCCUAAGUGGGAUGCCAGCAGCCCAAGGGAUGCCAGCAGGUCCGGAGAUGCCACCAGCAAGCGGGAUGCCGUUGCCCACCGGGAUGCCACCAGGGCCAGGGAUGCCAGCACGAAGCGGGAUGCCACCAGUCCAAGGUGGUCCGGAGAUGCCACCAACGAUGGGGAUGGCACCGGCUCCACCUGGGAUGCCACCAGCCCAAGGGAUGCCACCAGGUCCAGGGAUGCCAGCAUCCAUUGGGAUGCCACCACCGAUGGGGAUGCCACCAGGCCAAGUGAUGCCGCCAUCCAUGGAGAUGCCAGCCCCUAUCGGGAUGCCCCCAUCCCAAGGGAUGCCACCAACCCCAGGGAUGCCAUCAACCAUGGAGAUGCCACCCGCCGUUGGGAUGCCACCUCCGUCAGCAGUGCCGCCGUCCAUGGGGAUGCCACCAGGUCCAGGGAUGCCACCUCCAUCUGGGAUGCCACCAGCCAUAGGGAUGCCACCAACUAUGGAGAUGCCUCCAACCAUGGAGAUGCCACCAUCCAUAGGGAUGCCCCCAUCCAUAGGGAUGCCACCAACUAUGGAGAUGCCACCAUCCAUAGGGAUGCCCCCAUCCAUAGGGAUGCCACCAACUAUGGAGAUGCCUCCAACCAUAGGGAUGCCCCCAUCCAUAGGGAUGCCCGCACCCAUGGAGAUGCCACCAACCAUGGAGAUGCCCCCAACCAUAGGGAUGCCCCCAUCCAUUGGGAUGCCCCCAACUAUGGAGAUGCCCUCAUCCAUAGGGAUGCCCGCACCCAUGGAGAUGCCCUCAUCCAUAGGGAUGCCCCCAUCCAUAGGGAUGCCCGCACCCAUGGAGAUGCCCUCAUCCAUAGGGAUGCCCUCAUCCAUAGGGAUGCCCGCGCCCAUGGAGAUGCCCUCAUCCAUAGGGAUGCCCCCAGCUCCAUCCCCGCUCCCCCUCCCCAUAGAGAUCCCACCUCCCCAUCCCCCCCCCCCAGCCGCCCCCCUCCCACCCCCCGACCCCCCGGACCCAACCCCCUCCCUGCGCGUCCCCGAGGCCGCCUCCACCCCCCCGGACGCCGGUGGCCGUGGGGACCGAUGGCGCCAGCGCCGCGCUUCCUGCCCGCGGCCCCGCUUCCAGCUCACCGCGCUCCAGGUCUCCUCACCGGGGGACAACACGCUCGAGUGCCAACUGGAGACCCACGACUGCAAGACGGUGACCUUCAAGUUCGACGCCGAUGGGGACGCCCCCGAGGACAUCGCCUCUUACAUGGUUGAGGACAACUUCGUGUUGGAGGCCGAAAGGGAGAAGUUCGUGGAGGAGCUCAAGGCCAUCGUGGCGCGGGCGCGGGGGCUCCUCGGUGCCCCCCAUGUGGACCCCCAGGUUGGAGCGAUGGAGCCGGCGGCGAGCGAAGGGGCCCCCCAAUCGUCCCCUGUGGGUCGCUGGAGGUUCUGCAUCAACCAAACCAUCAGGAACAGGGAGGCCACCGGUCCUGGGGGUCCCGCAGCCCCUCGCCGAGCCCUGGGCAGCUCAGAUGCCGGUGGCCCUCAAGCAGCAGCAAUGGGGCCGGAUGGCGCAGGGCUCCCCACGCCCCAUAGCCCAGAGGCCGCUGGCCCCAUAGAGCAUGGGGUCGGUGGCCCUCGAGGGCAGGAGGAGGCCGUCCCCCAGCCUGGGGUCCCUCGAGGCUUUGGAGCACCCCAAGAGCAGGAGGACCCCGAUGGAGAGGGGGGGACGGGGCCCAAAGGCCCCCCCCAAGGCCCCGGUGCUGUGGGGCAGGAUGGGGCUGAGCCACCGGAGCCCCCGGGACACCGGGAGCAGGGGGGCGGUGAGGCCGGAGCCUGCCAUGGGGCCGGGGACCCCCAGCACCAAGAGCCGGAUGCGACCCAAGGAACGGAGGUGAUCGGCACUGAGCCCCCCACGCUGGAUGGCCCCCCCCCCUCCCGUGCCCCCGGUGCCUUCGCCCUUGGCUUCAGCUGCCCCCGCCUCAAGAACCCCGUGGGGAGGAGGGGCUGGGGCCGCCGCAUCAAGACCUGGGCCCGGCGCCUGCGCCCGCCCCCCCCCGCCGGGAGCCCCCCCCGGGCAGAGGAGCAGCAGGAUCUUGGGGACCACUCUGGGCCAGGUCAUUGCCAGCCAUUGCACCCCGAAUCCGCGCCCCCCUCCCAAAGCGAAGGCGAAUGGGGGGAUCCCAGCUCUGAAAGCGAAAGUGGGGGGGGGACGGGGGGUCCCCCCCAUCCCCCCGGCGCCCCCCCGCGCCCCCCCGGGUCCCCCUCGUCCCCCAUGAGCAGCGAUGGGGACACGGACCCCGAGGACCAGGAUCUGCGCCUGGAGCUGCGGCGGCUGCGGGAGAAGCACAUCCAGGAGGUGGUGGCGCUGCGGGCGCAGCAGGACCGGGAGCUGCAGGAGCUCCACGAGCGGCUCCGCGCCCUCAAGGAGGCGAGGGGGGGGCCCCAGCAAUGGGGGGGCCCCCCCAAGGGGGACCCCGGGGGACCCCUCCCCCACCCCUGCCCCGGGGGGUCCCCGCGGAGGCUGCGGGGGGCAAAGGGAAGAGGAAGGGGCAGGGGGGGCACAGGUGGGGGAGGGGAAGGGGGGGAAGGGGGAGGAUUUGGGGUUAUAAAGGGGGGAUUUGGGGUAUAA
This is a messenger RNA of Pezoporus occidentalis (night parrot), 5314 nucleotides long. RefSeq names its product serine/threonine-protein kinase WNK2-like. The transcript is spliced from 19 exons. Gene Ontology annotation, cellular component: cytoplasm; cytosol. NCBI's taxonomy places the organism in Eukaryota, Metazoa, Chordata, Aves, Psittaciformes, Psittacidae. Gene Ontology annotation, biological process: intracellular signal transduction; protein phosphorylation; negative regulation of sodium ion transport. The coding region runs from base 260 to 5314 and encodes 1684 amino acids. The record is from RefSeq and is a predicted model, not a curated record. Gene Ontology annotation, molecular function: potassium channel inhibitor activity; protein serine/threonine kinase activity; ATP binding.